Ylistrum balloti is the source of this 2023-nucleotide messenger RNA. Its product is annotated as arylsulfatase B-like. NCBI's taxonomy places the organism in Eukaryota, Metazoa, Mollusca, Bivalvia, Pectinida, Pectinidae. The record is from RefSeq and is a predicted model, not a curated record. The transcript has 14 exons. The coding region runs from base 1 to 1464 and encodes 487 amino acids.
AUGUGUAAUUGUUUACAAAACUUACUGUUCUUCAUCUGUAUUAUGUUAACGACGGCACAUGGGCAAGCCAAAUCACCACACAUACUUUUCAUAGUAGCAGACGACUUUGGAUGGAAUGAUGUGGGAUUCCGUAAUCCAAACAUCUCCACCCCAAACAUCGACAAAUUGGCAAAGGAGGGAAUCAUACUGGACCAGGCAUAUGUACAGCCUGUAUGUUCUCCAUCCCGGAGUGCUUUCAUGACAGGGAUGUAUCCUUUCAAAACGGGACUACAGCAUUUGGUGGUUUGGCCUGACCAGAAGGUGUGCGCGCCAACUAAUCUUACAUUCCUACCACAACACCUGAAAAAACUUGGAUAUGCAACGCAUAUGAUAGGAAAAUGGCACCUUGGAUUCUGUAAGUGGCAGUGUACACCCACCUACCGCGGAUUUGAUUCUUUCUAUGGUUAUUACACGGGGCGAGAGGAUUACUACAGAAAAAAUAACAGUCAUGAUAAACUUCUUGGAUUUGACUUCAGGAAGAACAUGGAAACUGAUGAAGAAGCGAUUGGCACGUACUCUACGUUUCAGUAUACUACCCGAGCGCUGAAUUUGAUUGCACAACACAACAAGAGUCAACCAUUUUUCGUGUAUAUGCCUCUACAAUCUGUUCACGAGCCGAUUCAGGUGCCCAUUGAGUAUGAAAAUAUGUACAACCAUAUACGUAAUGAAGGCAGAAGAAAAUUUUCUGGAAUGGUGACAGCAAUGGAUGACGUCAUCGGUAAUGUCACAGAGGCUCUGAAGGCAAACGACAUGUAUGACGACACACUUAUUAUCUUUUCGUCAGAUAAUGGCGGCUGGCCCACCGAGUAUGGAAACAAUUUCCCAUUACGAGGCUCUAAGAUAACGGUAUACGAGGGUGGUACCAGAGUGACGUCAUUUAUACAUGGGACCGGACUUAAAAAGACAGGAUACACUUAUCGUGGGAUGAUUCACGCCGUUGAUUGGAGUCCAACGAUAGUAGCGGCUGCCGGUGGAGUUCCUGAUAAGAACAUUGACGGCAUAAACCAGUGGGAUAAUAUUAGGACGGGAGGUCAGUCAAGCCGGACAGAAUUUAUAUACAACCUUGAUGAUCUGCCUCCGUAUCAGACAGGUCACGCAGCUAUCCGUAUGGGAGAUUAUAAGCUGAUUGUCGGUUACCCGGGAUUGUACCCUAACUGGUAUCCCCCUCCCACAUACACAGAUGAUAACUAUAUCAAGGAAGUGCCCUACGACGGCAGCCAGAAUAACAAAACACAGUUGUUCAAUCUAAAAGAUGAUCCAAACGAACACGAUGAUCUAUCGACGAAACUUCCUGACUUGGUGGAGAAACUUCGGACAAGGAUGGCGGAGUAUCACAAACAGAUGGUUCCGGCUAACUACCCAGCGGGUACGUCAACGGCCGACCCGAAGAACUAUAAUGGCUUCUGGACCCCUGGAUGGUGCUAACGUUAUUCUUUUUUCUUUUUGUUCAAAUUUUCGUUGCUCCACCAAAAUAUUAACUUUGAAAAGGAAUGUAUUUUAGAGGAAUUACUGCAAUUGACUUGAGCUUACAUUACCAAUCUUAUUUCAAAGUAUCUUUUUUUCCUUUUCCCUAUUAUUUUCUCUUCCGUAAUCUAGUGAAAAAUAGAGGCCCUGUUUAAAACAAUCUUUACUGUAGUUGUUUUACCUACUGUUUAUUCGCAGUUUUAAUAUACUUGUUAUACGGCGCGAUUUAUGCAACAAGGAUUCGAUAAUGUGAAUUGUAUUUAAAGAAUAUAGAAUAAACACUCACAGACAGCAUGUGGAAAACUCGAACUGUUUUCAAGAUCACCAUUAUCAUAACGUUUCACCGCUGCAAUCAUAAGAAAAAAGUCCUUUGUAUACGAUGGUUUCGUUGUCUUCAUUGUAUUAGUAGAUUAUUCAUUCAAGUACACGUACUUGUGAUUUCGAUAAGGGUUCAGCACCAAUGUGUUCCUAAACAAGAUUCUGAUAAACAUAUCUACAUUGAUUGUUAAAGAGGGAUAAU